CUAAAACUGAGUCCUUUCCCUCUUCCCCACAAAGAAAGCAAAGCACCAUCCAUCCCAAAGCAAAAACCACACUCCAUUACCUGUCGUUUUGGUCUCUCUUUCUCUCUCUCUAUUUAGUGUGUGUGUGUUUGUUUGGCCUUGUUUAUCAACCAAAUCUAGAGCAGCCCAUUUCGUUGUUCUUCCAUUUUAAGCAAAAUUUCAUACGUCCCCUAUUCUCUUUUCACCCUUAAACUUCAAUGCUUUUGUGGCUACUCUUAAUUCCCUUCUAACUAACUAUACCCAUUUUCCCUUUUUCUUUUUCUUUUUUCCUUUUCUUCUUUUUUCUCUCUAUAUAUAUACGCUCCAAUACUCGCUUCAUGUCUUCACACCCUUUUCCACACUGACACUACUCGACUCACCCUUUCUAACCAGGCCUUUACUUGUGAUUCCAUUAUGGCUGGAGAAACAGCAUGGAUCAGCCACUAUGAUGAUGACACCAGAAAGGAGUCGAAGGACAUUGAUUUGUUCUUGGAACCGGGCGAGGAAGUUGAUAAAGAUGGGGCCAUUGUUUCGCUGGACAUGAUUAUGCCUGAUGAGUUAUUGGAACGUAUCCUUGCCUAUCUCCCCGUUGCAAGCAUUUUCCGAGCAAGUGCUGUGUGUAAAAGAUGGUAUGAGAUUGUUACUUCUGAAAGGUUUUUAUGGAACCCUUCCAAUUCGCCACCACAGAAGCCGUGGUACUUUAUGUUUACAAGCUCCGAUGAACCAACUGGUUGUGCUUAUGAUCCGAACUUUCGGAAAUGGUAUUGCAUUGUACGCCCCUUCAUUGGAACUGCUAAUUGGUUCGUUUCUUCUUCAUAUGGCUUAGUUUGCUUCAUGGAUAAUGACAGCCGAAGCGAGUUAUGCAUGUGUAAUCCUAUUACCAAAAGCUGCAGGAAGCUUCAGGAGCCUCCAGGGUUGAGAUUUUCCGAUUAUGGCGCAUUAGCAAUGUCAGUGGACAGGGAAUCCCAUGGUUACACUGUGGCAAUUGUGAAAUCAAAGCAAGUUCCGGAUAACUUUUUCCAGUGGGAUAUCUCGAUUCAUAUAUACAAAUCAGACAAGGAGACAUGGAUGACGCCACUAACCGAGGUUCUGAUGGGGUGGAGAGGUGGUGAUGAGAGUGUGAUAUGCAACGGUGUGCUGUAUUUUCUAGUUUACUCUACUGGUGGCGUUCCACCCGAAAACCGUCACGCGUUAGUUUCAUACAAUAUCUCCGGCCGAUCUUCUCAAGUUAGCUUGAGAAGGAGCUUUAUUAAUGUACCUUGUUCUCUAACAUGUGGCCGUCUAAUGAAUAUGAAGGAUAAGCUUGUAAUGGUGGGGGGAAUAGGCAAACACGAACGACCGGACAUAAUCAAAGGGAUUGGUAUCUGGGUUCUUCAUGAUCGAAAGUUGGAAGAAAUUGUUCGAAUGCCGCACAAAUACUUCCAAGGUUUUGGAGAGUUUGAUGAUGUUUUCGCUAGCCGUGGCAUAGAUGAUCUUAUAUAUAUUCAAAGUUAUGGAUCUCCAGCACUUCUCACAUUCGACAUGAAAGUUAAACAAUGGAAAUGGGCGCAGAAAUGCCCGGUAAUGAAGAGGUUUCCUCUACAGCUUUUCACUGGUUUUUGCUUUGAGCCUAGGCUUGAUAUUUCUCCAUAGUUUGUUCUCUCAUAGAAAUCUACCUAUUGACAAUUGUGCCAUGUUUUUGGCUAUUUAUUACUCCAUUGUUCUUAAGUUUAAAUUUAAUAUAAUUUAUCUGUUUCAUGUUUCAACAGUUUAUACAAAGUGUACUUGCUGAUUAAAGAUUGUUAUUGUGGGAUACUAUAACAUCUGAAAUUACAACUAUAGCUACAUAUAUUAUA
Cicer arietinum (chickpea) is the source of this 1853-nucleotide messenger RNA. RefSeq names its product F-box/kelch-repeat protein At3g61590-like. NCBI's taxonomy places the organism in Eukaryota, Viridiplantae, Streptophyta, Magnoliopsida, Fabales, Fabaceae. The record is from RefSeq and is a predicted model, not a curated record. Gene Ontology annotation, molecular function: protein binding.